This is a messenger RNA of Paecilomyces variotii, 485 nucleotides long. RefSeq lists its product as hypothetical. The record is from RefSeq and is a predicted model, not a curated record. Lineage: Eukaryota; Fungi; Ascomycota; Eurotiomycetes; Eurotiales; Thermoascaceae. The coding region runs from base 145 to 417 and encodes 90 amino acids. The transcript has a single exon.
GUCCCUGCCCACGCGAUCAUGACGAGCUCUUCGUCCUGGUUUGCCCCGCGCCGCUGGUCAGCAUCGCUGCGUUGACAGCCUGCCCUCUGUCUUUUUAAGCUCUGUCACAAUCCCUCCCCAUAGCGGUCGUCCAACGGGCCAACGAUGUUUUGGAAAUCCCCAGAGGUCGCCGCGACGAGCUCCGGCUUCGAGCAGGACCUCGAAAAAAGUCCUGGGGUGGGAAAUUCCCCCGUCGACGACAAUCACAGCAAUGGAGCUGUGCCGGGGGAGACUUUUGUAUACGGCAAUUCGCUCUAUGCAAAGGUCCAGCGCUGGGCGGGAAAGCUCAAUAUCGAGCAGAGAGGCAUUGAGCGCGUUCCAGAGAACGAGAGGACGGAUACCUCCUAUGUGAAUAUUGGCAGCAUGGUGUGUCUCUAAAUUUCAUUUGCGUUCUAUCUAUGCAACUAGCAUUCCUCAUGAAGCGCGCGGCGCUGACGACCACCUGA